GAGCGUCAACUGCCAAGAGUCGAGAGUGGCAACAAUAACAAGAAGAGCUUCGGCUUUCAUUUUCUACUGAUCAAAACACCAAUCCCUCAUUGCUAACAGAAAUUAAAAGAAACCAUCCCGGAUUCCCGACACAGAUAAAACUAUAAAACUAUAAAAUCCUCAUUUUCUUUCCACCACACAAAGAGAAAGGAAGGGAAGGGGGUAAAAAAGAUUCAUUCAGCCACGCUGCGAUUUUCCCUCAAUUUGCGACGAAUUUUCUCGCUAGGGUUUUGCGUCGGAGGAAAAUCGUAGGAACAUGGAUUGGGGGAACGUCACUGCGGAGGAUCUCGUCGAUGCUCUUCGCGAAGUAGAUUGGUCGUCGCCGCCGCGCCCUCUGUCCGAAUUCUUCUCCCGAUUCACCGUUCCUCGAUCCUAUGCCAAGUGGAAUAGCCGCCUAAAAUGCAAUCUUUACUACUAUCGGACCAACUACUUCAUUUGGAUUGUUUCUGUUCUGAUAUUGGGUUUUCUUUGGAGGCCACUUGCUAUAGUUGCUGCCAUUCUUACUGCACUUAGCACUGCUUUUCUAAAUGACAGUUUUGCAGGUACUUUUAGUGAAAAGGUUACACGAACUGUCAGGCAAUUCUCGCCACAUUUAGCAGCCAAGAUGAGACCUCCCCUUACGCCUGUUAUCCGUGGACGUCCAUCGGCUAGGAGAGCAAUUUAUAUAUGUGGUCAGCCACGUUGGGUGUUUGUCUUGACAUUUUCUGCUGCAUCUUUCUUCUUUUGGUUUAUUUCCUGUGGUCUCCUAAUGGUUUCAUGGGCACUUGCUAUUGGUCUUCUAGCCACCAUCCUGCAUGCAAGCUUCCGAACACCUAACUUGAAAGCACGACUAAACACUUUCCGUGAAGAAUUUCGUGCAGUGUGGCGCAAUUAUAGUGAGCUGUAGUUUGCAGUUUGUUUUCUCGAUGUGUUUGGCAGAUGCAGCGGAAUUCAGGUGUUUGGCAGAUGCAGCGGCUAAUAUUACUUGGAUCGAAAAUAUGUUCAAAAAUCUUAAGAUCUCUUCUUCAGUCCUACCAACCAUCUUUUGCGAUAACUUGAGUGCUGUGUUGUUGGCGGCUAAUCCGAUUCUUCAUAGCCGUUCCAAGCAUUUUGAAGUGGACCUUCAUUUUGUUCGAGACAAAGUCAAGAAGAAGCAGCUAGUUGUGGUUCACAUCCCAGUAGUAUUGCAAGUUGCUGAUCUUUUAACUAAGCCAGUUUCCUUGGCACUCUUUCAUAAUUUUAGAAACAAACUCAGACUCCAACUUUUGGAAGUCAAGAGUUUGAGAAGGGGUGUAAAUGAUAAAAAUAAGUUACAAAAAAGGUCAGUAAGUGAUAAUAGAUAAAGUGGUAAUUAUAAUUCUAUUAGUGGUAAUUUAAGUUUAGAAUCUUGAGUAUGUAUAUUGUGUGGUUUGGUUUAUUUGGUUGCCUAUAAAAGGCCUUCUGCAUCUAUUGUAAAGGGGAAUGAGGAGUCACAAUAGAAGAUUUUAUUUUCGUUCAAA
This is a messenger RNA of Arachis duranensis, 1517 nucleotides long. RefSeq names its product PRA1 family protein A1. Bases 296 to 925 code for a protein of 209 amino acids. NCBI's taxonomy places the organism in Eukaryota, Viridiplantae, Streptophyta, Magnoliopsida, Fabales, Fabaceae. Gene Ontology annotation, cellular component: membrane. The record is from RefSeq and is a predicted model, not a curated record. The transcript has 8 exons.